UAUAGUCAAAUAGUAAUUUUUCCAUAAUCCUUCUUUCUUUCUUUUUUUCUUCUUCCUUCGCCUCCUCUUCUUCUUGUGACCUCUAUUCACUACAGUUAGGAGUAAACAAAAGUUAAGACACUCUUCAUGUUUAAAGAUUAUUAUUUUAUUUUCUUAUGUUCACGUAGGAAAACAAUUUAAAAUUUCGACAACAAUAUGAGUUUAUAUUCAAUCCGAUUGAUAUAGGGGAAAUAGAUAAAUAUUUCCACAGUCUACAACAUAUGUGAGAUAUGUAAUAUCUAAAACAAAUAGAUUGCCUGCUGCAAUAAUUAUUUAGCAUAAUAAAUAGUCACUAUACUAGUGUUUCUAGUUGUUACUGAAGAUUAUUGAAAGGUUUUUGAAGUCAAAGUGCAUUUUAGUUCUACCUAGGUAGAUUUUCUUCGUGCCUUUUCUCUUUUGCAUCUCGAAUUAGCCAACCACUUCGGUAGUUUUUCUUUUGUUCUCUAAGAUUCUGAUGGUUGGAAGAUGCAAGCGUGAUUGAUGAGGGAAUGGAGACCCUCAUCAAGGUAAGAGGAUGUGUGUGUGUUUGAAAUGGAGUGACAGCUGAGCUGCUGAUGACCAGUGCUGGAGGUGGAGAGUGUCAAGCAGCUGGGUGCCGUGCCGCCAGCCACAACAUGAACCUUCGAGAACACCAGUGCGGCUCAUCGAAAGUGUUAUUUGUUAUAACUCGGGAAUGUAUUCUACCGUGCAAGCUGUCCUAGUGCUUGACCUGAGCAACUUCGUAAGUCUGUGUUCCAGUGAGAGUGAGAUAGAACACCACAUCGCCAAAAUAAAGUUGGUGAGCUUGAAGUUGUUGCUAAAUUUUGGCGCGAAAACCGAGCGGGCAGUGGAAGGCGUUCGGUGGUCAUGGAAAUUUUACGAUUCCCGCACCUUCAGGCCGGACACCAGUAGGAGGCAGUUCUUGGACUUAGGAAGGAAGGCUUUUGGUGAAUUUGAAACCGAACUUACUGACAAAUAUUGCAAGGCCUUCGACAACCAGCAAGAGGGAUGUGAACAGUCCGGGUGUCGGCGGCCACACAGCUUUGUCCUGAAGAAAGCUCUGCAGGAGGUGUUGCUGGACUACAACUGGGACGGCCCGGACAUCAGUUCACCUGUUAAGACAACUAGAAGGAAAAAUGGCAGUGUGGGGCAAGCACCGCCACCUUCCAGCGGUGGGACGUACAAUGCUGUGGUGGUGGUGGCCAAUGUGCCAAGGGACUCUGAGGGGCCCUGCGAAGGAUCCCCAGAAGACUUUUUUGCCAACGUGCUUGACGCCGCGAUGGUCAAAGCCUUCCAGGAAGAUAGAAAAAUAUCACUUAGCCUUAUAGACCUGUGGGAGGCUGCCAAUUGUCCUCUGCCCUCCAGACUCAACACAGAACUUGCCAAGCUGAGUGGCAGCCUGCAUAGCAUAACAGAUUUUAUCCAGACACAGCCCAGGCAAGUAGCCAGGACCCAGGGCUCGUCUGCUGCCACACCAGAGUGUGGCCAGAAUGGGGCUGCAGUAUCCAGCCAACAAGUGCAGCUGCCAUGGCGGAGUGCCCGGACCAGCCGACCCAGGAAAGCUCAGCCUGGCCCAACCCUGAUGUGGGAAGAUGUUACUGGAAUAUCACACCUGAGCAUCCAGCUUCAGGUGCUGGCUGUGUAUGGCAGCUGUUCCCGAGCGUGGGGCAGUGCAGCAGUCGUAGGAGUUGUACAUACCAGCCAAGUGGCUCUGUUGGCUCUAGCCCAGGAGACAGCCAGCCUGUACAUGUGUGUGGCUGCUGGUGAGACCUUCGGGGCCAUUGUAACAGUCCUUGCCACACACCAGCUUUCUCUGGUGCUGCAGCUUAGUGGUGGCAGCCUGGCAUUGCUUAGUCCAUGGGGAGAGGGAGCAGGGUGUCUGGCCCUUGUGUCUGCAUCAGGUUUGGCUGCCUUGGCCCCUGACAUGCCUGACUGCCCUCCCAGCACUCUUCAGUUUGUGUCAGCAGCUGUAAGAAAAUGUCUUAAGAAUGCUGCUCCACAUGCUGAGCAAGAAUCAUCCUCCAGCAACCGGUGGUUCUCAGCCAGCAUGGUCCAGUGCUGGUUCAGGCCAAUCCCCUACCCAGCUCUCCCUUCCCUGCAUGCUAGGAACAAAUUGGCACCACAUCGGAGAGCAAUGUUGGAGAGGCUUCAGAAGAAAUACAGACCUCAGAUUCCCCAGCCACUGGCCACAGGAGAGACAGGCCCACUUGACCUUGUGGACAUCACUCAACCCCCAGGAGAGUCUCAACCAUCCCAAGCUACUUUGGCUAAACCCACCAUGACUCGGGCUCAGCAACUACUCAAGAAGAGCCACAUAGUCACUGCACAACAGAGGGUGAAGGAGCAGCUUGCUGAGGAAGAGGAACGAGUCCAGGCUACAGAGAGGAGAGCAGCCCAAGCCUGUGAGCGUGCCCUCAAGAGUCAGGCACUGGAGACGCAGAUCCUAAACACUGUUUCUGAUCCACAGGAUGAAAGGGAGCUGGUCCAGUCUCUGAUGGAUCUGCGGGAAACAGCUGGGGUGGAGGCAGACAUCUUCACUACUGCCCAGACCAUUAUCAAUCUGGCACUGGUUCAUAUCAAGAACACCACUGUCACUGCCACUCCUGCUGCUGCAACCAUGCAAGAGGGAUUGGACCGAGUGUUGGGAUAUGGGGUGCUGCAGUCAGCUGCUGAGAUCCUCCACCGCCCACAGCAAGAGACACACCUUCAUCAGUACAAAUUGCAGACUCUGCUACAUCUGGAACUACUGUGGGUGCUAGGAUACUCAGCAUGCAGCAAGCAGAGUGAAGGGAGAGAAGAGGAGGAAGAAGAGGAAGUGAGUAAAAGGAAGGAGCAUCAUGUUGAAGAAGUGAUUAAGCUGCUGAGAGCCAUAUCCCUUCAUCAUGAUCCUUCCACCAUGGCAAAAUUUCUUCAGGAAAUUGUUUUGGAAAACUACCUGGAGACACUUGGAGAUGUGCUACUAGAAGUGUAUGAGGAACUCAACCAACCACUGCCUCCUCCACUGCGAGAUAUAGCAGGUGAUCUGCAGUCCAUUCAAAGCAACUGGCUUCCUCCAUCUGUCAAAUCACAGGGAAGCCCAACCCAAUAUAGUGAGAGCCCCACUGGCUCAGGGGAAAACCCUGGCUCUAGCCGCUCCAGGGAGGGCAGGCGGCAACGCCUACGGCCACACCCAUCUCUGCAGGAGGCCAACAAGCGUAGCAUUGUAGUCCCCAAGGUUACAAGAGCCAUUAGUCGCACCCUUAGUGAGCAGGUCAGAUCCUCUGCUGGCCAGCCUUUCUCCUCUAGUGCUUCUGGAGCUGCUGCAGAAUGUAGUGGUGCUCCAGUAAAGAAUGUGUGCAGGAAUCUCUUUGAACUUGGAGAGACUUCUCUGGCCUCUGCUAAGAGCCACCUCCAAAAAAGUCACACCCAGCCUGGACAAAACACCACUCCUAAGAAGCCCUCACUGUUGGUUUCAAAGGUGCGGCAGCCUCCUCACAUCACCCCUGUUAAGAAGUUCACCUUUAGAUCUACCACUCCUCGUUUUAAAGCAGGAAACAGGCUGCUUAUCCCAGAGACACCAGAGAACAAGGUUGGUUCUACAGUUUUCAACCACAACCGUUGCCAUAAGAGCAUGGGUACCACCUGCAUUGGAGAGAGCCCUGACAUUAAGAUGUCUUGCCAUGAGCUGAGCAAGUCCACACCUCGCAGGCUGCGGGCCAGUCUUACUGCUGCUCGUAGAAACUCUUUCUACUCUGGUGCUUCAGGCGCUCGCUCCCGUAACUGGGAGCGAGCCAGAACUCAGCUGCUGGCUGAUCACAUCAAGGGUCAUGCUGAUCGUCGUCCCUCAGACACUGGUUCCCAGCAGCCAUCUGUAAAUGCUGGCUUCCUCUUCUCAAAUAUUUUGUCUGCCAGUCCAUUCCUCUCUCCUUCAGCGCAGGUAAAAAGUGCACAGCAAACCUCAAAACAAACAAUGACUCCAGAUAAGAAUAUUUUGGCCCCCAACCUGAACAUUAGUGUUGGUAAUGAUUCAGAGAAGAAAGAUGACAAUAGUAUUACAACAAAGCUCACUAUUGGUUCUCCACCUGGUAGUGUUUGUGCUGGAGCGGAGCUUCAAAAUGAAAAAGGGCUGGCAGCUUCCAUGGAUCUUGGACACACACCUGUCAAAAGAGUAAGGCGUGUCCUGUUGUUGAGCACACCAUCCAAGGCAUAUUUGGGCACCAGCAGUUCACCAGAGAGAGACAGUAGCACACCAGGCAGCACUGCCACAGACUUCUCAGGAUUCUCAACACCUACAAAGAAAUCACUUCCCUCAGUAGACAGGGAGCAUGUGUCGGGGGUUACUCAAGCUCCUGCCAUCUCCAUGCUCACUCAGCUACAUGACACAAAAUGUGCAGAAGUUCUUCAUACCACUCAAAACAAGAAAGUCCAAUUCACAUUGAAGUUAAGUCCCAACACUCCACAGACCCCAAAGAGAACAGGAACUCCCAAGAGUAUCCUAAAAACUCCUAACAAAACUCCCUUGAAAAGUUCAUAUCACAGUCCACUGAUUAGUAGCAAACAUGCUGGCUCGUGGAGAAGAGAGGAUACAGCUGUCACCCCAUGUAAACGUGGUCCUGAGGAAGACGUGUACCCUAGCAACCCUGUGGUGAAGGUGGGAAAUCUUGUGUCACAUAGUGAACAUGAACUGGAGUUGCUGUCUCCAUCAAAAACUGUCAGACAACCUCUGGACUCAAUGCACCGAAGUCCUUCCCUUUCAAAGUACCCCAAGAUGUCUCUCAGAUUAGGGAAUAGUCCACGGAAAUCUUCCAGGAGCCCAGAGAAGUCCAAAAAUAGUCUUUCAAAAUUAAAUGCAAAUCCUGGAACUUUCUUCAGUAGUGACAGAAAACUAGCAAAGCGACUUGAGACUGCAGGUACUGACUGUAUAGUAGAGUGUGAUAACACUGAUAGAAUAGCAGAAGUAGAUGUAUCUUUGUUGCCAGACAUGCCUAUAGAAGACAUUAAUCUAGUAAGCUCUCUCUUAUUUGGAACUGUUGAAGUUCCAGAUUUGGAGAUACCAGUUUUGGAGCUAUGUGAGGAUAGUUACCUAUUGGAGCAUCCUGCCAAUGUGGAUACUUUUGAGGUUUGUGACAGUGAUGAUGGUGAUGAUGCUUUAUUGUCACCCAAACUUCCAGACCUAGAGGCUACAGUAGCCUUACACUCCAACACAGAUGCCCUGGAUUUUGGAUGCAUGAGUCCAAUACUUCUCUCAACCCAGAGGGAGUGGUACAAUCACAGGGCAGACAGUGGUGGUGGGAUUGCCCAGUUCACCACCGAGGUGAGGGACAUUGAGACCAACUCUGCAGUUCAUGAUGUCACUCCAAAGGAGGUUGUUUUAUGUCAAGAUGUACAAGAUGUAUCUAAUUACACUGACUCUACACAUGAUGUGACUGAGGCCAGUGGACCAGAAUAUAAUGUGACAAAAUACUCAGGCUCCUCACAUGGUGCUGUUGGGUCUUCAUGUGAUGCAACUGGAGACACUGAUUCCUCACAUGUGUCGGAGGAUAUUAAUAUUUUAGUUGAUGUGGCUGUGGAUGUUGACUCAUCACAGCUUGUGGCUGAGAACUGUAGCUCAUUACAGCAUGCUGGGGAAGAGGCUGGCACCUUGCAGUAUGUUGAGGAGGGAACUACUUCCUCACAGGGUGUGGAUGAGGAUACUGGUUCAUCUCAGGGUGUAGAUGAUUCUGUUUCAUCACAGGGUGUGGAUGAAGAUACUGGCUCAUCACAGAGUGUGGAUGAGGCUACUAGUUCCUCACAAGGUGUGGGUGAAGAUAUUGCCUUAUCACAGAGUGUGGAUGAGGGUACUAUUUCCACACUAGAUGUGGAUGAAGAUACUGCCUUAUCACAGAGUGUGGAUGAGGGUACUGGCUCAUCACAGAGUGUGGAUGAGGGUACUAGUUCCACACAAGGUGUAGGUGAAGAUACUGUCUCAUCACAAAGCAUGGAUGAGGGUACUAACUCAUCACAGAGUGUGGAUGAGGGUACUACACGAGGUAUGGGUGAAGAUACUGCCUUAUCACAGAGUGUGGAUAAAGGUACUGGUUCCACACAAGGUGUGGGUGAAGAUUCUGCUUCAUCACAAGGUGUGGGUGAAGAUUCUGCUUCAUCACAGGAUGCGGAUGAAGAUACUGGUUCAUUACAGAGUGUGCAUGGGGAUACUAGUACCUCACAAGGUGUGGGUGAAGAUACUGCCUUAUCACAGAGUGUGGAUGAAAGUACUAGUUCCACACUAGGUGAAGAUGAUAGUGGCUCUUUCCAGUGUGUGGAUAAAGAAAGUGGAUCCUCAGAGAGUAUGGCUAAGAGCAAGAAAUCUUCCCAGGGUGUGGAUGAGGAUACUAACUCCUCCCAGAGUGCAGAUGAGGGCACUAGCUCCUCCCAGGGUACAGAUGGAGGUACUGACUCUUCCCAGGGCAUGGAUGAUGGUACUGUUUCUUCCCAAAGUGUGGAUGAGGGCACUGGCCCCUUGAACACAAAGGCUGAGAGCUGUAGUUCUUUACAGAAUGUGGCUCAAGAUGCUGGGUUCUGUGAUGUGCCUGAAGACACAGGUUCCUCACAGAAUAUGGCUGAACUCGGUGAUUCCUCUCAGACUGUAGCUGAGGAUAAGGCCUCCUUCCAUUGUGUGGUUGAGGGUGUUAGCUUAAAUGGUGAUGCUGCACACAAAGGCUUUUCUUAUUGUAGAACCAAGACUACAAACACAAUUUCUGCAUUAAAUGCAAAUGAAGCUACUGAUGAGCUCUUCAUGACUGAAGAUGGGCAUGCUGUGCUUGAUACGGCUGGAGACAGUUGUGUUGAUGCUAAUUCAGAGGAUGCUAAGUCCAUGAGUUUUGUGAAACAGAGUGAUAAUCCUAGUCUGACCUUUGGAGCAAGGGAUGAUGGGAGUUCAUCUGCAAAAGAGGAAGACUAUCCUACAUAUUCAAAGUCAGGCCUUAUAACUGUAUCCAGCAAGCUAGAUAAACAAUUGUUGGAACCACCAGUCAAAGUAAAAGUGGUCAGGAAAGCACCGAGAGUCAAAUAUAAUGAAGAAAGUUUAUAUAAGUCACCCAAAAUGGCUUCCCCUACACAUAAGAGAGCUGUGAAGGCACGCCAAAAGGGUAAAAGGAGUAUAAGUACAAAUAGUGAGGAGGAACCAAAUCAGACAGUCAAUCAGGAAAAUGUAAGUCGUAGAAGAGUACUUCGGAAAAGGAUCAGAAGACAGGCUGCAGUGCAAGCAUGUCGCAAACUUGCUGAUUCAGUGCAGGAGAUUAGUAGUGAUGAUGGUGAGAGCCAUGGAUGGCAUCAGCAGAAUUUGAAGAAAAGAAUAUUUGAUGAUAUCCUGACUCCUGAAAAGAUUAAUGUUGGUGAGACCACUCUUCCCUUGAAAAAUGUUGAGAACUUGCCUUACACCCCAAACAAGCCAGGAUAUGGAGAUAAUGUUGCAAAAGAUGCAGAAUCAAUACCAGCAUCAAAUGUACAAAAUACAGGGGAGCCAAGUGAUACUGUAGAAAGUUUUGUCGAGCAGGAACACAAUUUUACUGUGGUUAAUGACUUUUCUGAAAAACUGUGCAAACAGUCUGAUUCUCCAUCUCUCCAGAGCACCUCACUUCCCAGUGCUGGUACUGCAGGGACCAAGAGAAGGCAACCAGGAAAACAAAGAAAGAAAAGUAAAGGUGUGAAAUUGACUCUUACUCGCAGUGGAGACCAGUACCAAGUCACUAAGACUCAGAUUUCCCGGGCUAGCUCAGACCCAAAUUCCAGUGGUGAUCUGGAUUUAAAUCUUAGCUGCUCUGACUUAAAUGACAAUUUGGAUUCUUCAAAAUCAUCUGCCCCAGGCUCCUCGGGAAAGAUCAGCAAGAAAAGAGAAUCCUUUACACUGCUAACACCGCACAGAUUCACUCGUCACAUGUCCCGAGACAUAAGUUUAUCCCCUGAUGUUUACCAGCAGUUAAUUACUCUUUCCCCUCAGAGGCUAUCCAAGAAACCCAAAGUAGAUAGUGAAGUGAAUAAGGGAAAGAACUGCAAUAAUACUAUGGGUCAACCCAUGUAUGCCUCCACCCCAAGGGACCCUGAAAAAUCUGAGGAAUGGAUAGUACGCAACAGGAGUGACUCUCCUUCUACAAAGACUUUUGUUCGCACACAAAAACGGAAACAUCAGAUUAUUGCCACACCUCGUGUGAAAUUGCCUCGCGUGCAACGAGCUAGUCCCACUUGUCAACAAGGAAAACAGGAAGCUGAAUCCACUGAAGACUGGUCUCCACUCUUCUUGAGGAAAAACCGAACAAAUUACUCAAACCCGUCCAUCCAGAGUUUGUUACAUUUGUCCUCGGAUAAGAUUCUGUUGGACCAGAGUCUUAACCACAGAAGAAAAGAUUCUCCUAAUAAGAAACAGCAAAAUCUUAUGCCUGAAGAAUCUUCAGCAUCACCAUCUUCAAAUAAUGUGAAGUUGCGCUCCAGUAGAAGGCUCCUUUAUUCUUCGACAGCAAAGUGAGUGUAAAUGUACAAAGUUGGUGUGAGAUCAGCACUCCACUGGCAGACUGUUUGGUUCAGUUCAUGCAUUAUGAAGUGCCUGCCUCAAAGUUAUGCUAAGUGAAAAUGUGUGAAGGAUUUUAAUAAGGAAAAUAAUCUAGCCCAUGAACAUGUAAGUAUCCUGCCUCCAUCUCAUCAAAGGACAGGACCAAAGUCACAUAUCAGAAUUAUGUGCCAGAAAUGCAAGGUACCGCAAUUCUUUACUGAAAACAUCAUACAUCUGAAUAUGCUAAUUACAUGAUUUAUGAAAGUAAUAAGUACAUAUAAAAAAAAAAAAAAGUAAUAUCAAUUGAUAUCUGGUGAUGCCAUUGAUGUUCUUUGAAAAAUUUAUAGCAAAAAACCAUGUAAAUUACAUGUGGAAGUGCAUUCUGGAAGUGCAUUCUCCACAGCAUAGAUUGAUUCCACCUUUAUUCAGUGAGAAGCAGAGCAGUGGGCAUUCGUGAAUGAAGAAAAAGCACUGUAUGUUAUCCUCACCUUUAUGAAUCAGUGCAUUAAUUUCUUGUGUUUAGAGGUCUGAUUUGUGUAAAUCCAGUGAUGUGUACACUUGCUGCUUAAGUCAAUUUAUUUUUGCCAUUGUUAUUUCUUUAAUAGCCAGUUCAAAGCUGGAGACACCAGAACACGGACACUGUGCACAAAUGCAUCCAUCUCAAGUUUAGAGGGUACCCAGUAGGAAUCGAGUAGCCAUGCAACACUUAA
Messenger RNA from Scylla paramamosain (green mud crab), 9231 nucleotides. RefSeq lists its product as uncharacterized. Bases 713 to 8497 code for a protein of 2594 amino acids. Gene Ontology annotation, molecular function: chromatin binding. The record is from RefSeq and is a predicted model, not a curated record. The transcript has 14 exons. Lineage: Eukaryota; Metazoa; Arthropoda; Malacostraca; Decapoda; Portunidae. Gene Ontology annotation, biological process: response to ionizing radiation; mitotic G2 DNA damage checkpoint signaling; regulation of DNA-templated DNA replication initiation. Gene Ontology annotation, cellular component: nucleus.